Messenger RNA from Quercus robur (English oak), 764 nucleotides. Its product is annotated as chaperone protein dnaJ 20, chloroplastic-like. Gene Ontology annotation, cellular component: chloroplast. The record is from RefSeq and is a predicted model, not a curated record. NCBI's taxonomy places the organism in Eukaryota, Viridiplantae, Streptophyta, Magnoliopsida, Fagales, Fagaceae. Bases 66 to 593 code for a protein of 175 amino acids. The transcript has a single exon.
UGCUCCCUAUAUAUAAGGAUUGACAUAUAUUCCUCUUUCUUUCAAGCUUUUGCUUAUUAAAAGUCAUGGCUUUUUUGCUAAGUUCAAGCCAAACCAGUGUCAAUUCAUUGUUCUCUCUUUCACUUCCCAUUAAACAACAGCGGCCUCGUGUGCUUGUCAAUAGUGUUUCCUGCAGAGCCACCAAAGUUAUUGGUAGUGAAAAUAAUUCAACCAAUUUCUAUGAGCUCCUUUCUUUGAGUCCAAACAACGCAAACAUCAACGAGAUAAAGAAAGCAUACAGAAGCAAGGCUCUUCGAUAUCACCCUGAUGUUUGUCCACCUCCCAUGAAGGAAGAGUCGACCAUAAUGUUUGUUCAACUGAAUGCUGCAUACAAGACUCUGUCAGAUCCUAUGUUGCGCAAAGAGUAUGAUUGUGAAUUGUUGGGGCUGAGAAAUAAUUAUGGAUCAACAUUGAAGAUGGAUGUGGAUGUUGCAAGAACUAGGUGGCAAGAACAAAUUAAUGGAUUGAAAAGGAGGUCAAAUCGUCGUACGGCUCAAAAGGAGGGGUCAAGGGGUAGUAGAAUAAGGGCUCAGAAUACGAGGAACAAGGACUAAUAUUUUCAUUUUAAAAAAAAAAUUACAUGUCAAUAGUUCUCAGGGUCUGGGCAAUUUAUCUGUUGUAUUUGUUAUUACUUUGUAAUAGUUUGUUCUAAAUUUAUUUAUUAACAUUUUACACGUAAAUAUGAAACCACGUACAAUACAUCGUACGGAAGAAUUCUUUAUUUA